This is a messenger RNA of Amphibalanus amphitrite, 2611 nucleotides long. RefSeq lists its product as uncharacterized. Gene Ontology annotation, biological process: adenylate cyclase-activating G protein-coupled receptor signaling pathway. Gene Ontology annotation, cellular component: plasma membrane. Gene Ontology annotation, molecular function: G protein-coupled receptor activity. NCBI's taxonomy places the organism in Eukaryota, Metazoa, Arthropoda, Thecostraca, Balanomorpha, Balanidae. The record is from RefSeq and is a predicted model, not a curated record. Bases 652 to 1827 code for a protein of 391 amino acids. The transcript has 2 exons.
GGAGACAUUCUCCAAGGACGGUCGCGAGCGAUACUCAGAGCUGCGCUAUGCCGUUGAAGCAGUGUUUUCCUUGGCAGUUAGCCAACCGUGAGGUCUGUAGAUCACGUUGUGUGCUAGUUAAAGCCGCCUUAUGUGUGCCCACUUGGUUACCGCGUGGGGCGGGGUGGAUGGGAGGGGGUGCCAGGUGUGGGAUCUGUUGACAGCCCCCCCUCCCCCCCCCCCCCGCCGGCGCGUGGGGCGCGGCGCGCGCAGUCGCGUAGGGCGCCAGAUGCUCCGGGCUCCGCUCAGCAGGUCCUCAGUCGGAGCCAGGCGGCGACCGCCCGCGGCGAGCCAGCGGUGGGGCGCCCGGCGACCUCUGACCUCUGGCGACCGAUGCGGGCGGUGUCGCGGACCAGGCAGGCGCCUGACCUCGGGUCAGUGAGGGUCCUGUGAUUCCGGGCAUAGCUGUCCGCAAAGACGCGUAUCGUGCGAACAAGGAUUGUGGUGCUAGCGAUGUUUUCCGCGGUAAGUGAAGCAGUGCCGACUGAGAUUUUCGUGAUACGCGACGGCCGAUUUUAACCACCCGACUGUGGACCACCCGAUCUGUGGAGUGUGGUGACACCAUUUGUGACGCCGGGUUUGACCCCGCGUGUGACCCCGCGUGAGCCGCGAAUGAACGUCUCGAUGGUAGGCGACUCGCGCGCCGCGCUGGUCUCCUCCAUGGCCAUCUUCGCCACGCCAUCGAGCACGGUGGCUGUGCCGACACCUCCGCCGCCCCCGGUGCCGUCCUCCGGGUACGACCUGCCCGUACAGGGCCUGCAGACGGGGCACUUCGACAUGAUCCACGUGACUGCCAUCAUCUGCCUGGUGGGAAGCUUGCUGUGCGCCAUCGCCACCAUCGUGCUCACGCUGGCCGCAAACCAGUGGCGGAUGUCGGCGUUCUACGCCUGGACCACCGGAGAUCGAGUGCUGAUCUACAUGGCUGUCUUUGACGGCCUGUUCAACCUCACGCACAUGAUGGACCACGGUUUGUAUUUGGCGCAGCGCGACCACGUGCGGCCGCGCCAGCUGUGCGCCUUCUUCGGGUUCGCGCUGUCGGUGCUGGUGAUCGCGCAGAACGUGCUCGUCUGUUUCCUCGCGCUGGAGGCGUGUCUGAUGGUGUUUCGACUGCGGCCACCCAACUUUGGUCGCCACGACUGGCGCCCGCUGGCAGCCAGUCUCGGUCCCGGGGUGCUCUUCAGCGCGGUGGCGUGGGCACUGGACAAGCUGGGUCCGAGCGGCGCGUUCUGCUACCUGGACCCGAUCAAGGGCAGCCUGUUCCUCAUGGCGUUCACCACCAUCUUCCUCAUCGGCGUGGGUCUGUUCAACCUGGUGUUUUACGCGGUGACCGUGAUCCGCCUGCGGGUGGCCGACCAGCACAACCGCAAGCAGCUCGGCAGCCGCACCCAGCUCGGCCGCUCGGUCAACAAGACCGCCUGGACGUGCACCUACUUCAUCGUCUCCUUCUUCGCCCAGUGGCUGCCCAUGAUCCUGUACGGCGCGUGGGCGAUGCGCGGCCACCCGCCCUUCGAGCUCUUCAUGGCCGUCACCACGUUCACCAAUCUGGGCGGAUUCUUCAACCUGCUGCUGUUCAGCUACAUCCGACUGAAGAAGCGGCGCGCCAGCCACCUCAGCCGACAGAACGCGGUACGGAAGCGGGCCGGUCAGCGGUCGGUGCGUGCUGCACGAGCUCAGGUGCCCAUCCGACGACCGGCUCCGGCGCAUGGUGCAGACCAGCUGCGGAGACUGAACGGAGACAGCGACACCAUGGAGUCACUGGCCUACUCCAAGGUCAAUGCCUGCGUCUGAGGUCACCUGAAAGGUCAACUUGUGCGCCUGAGGUCACCUUCAAGGUCAACGCGUGCCUCUGAGGUCACCUGAAAGGUCAACGUGUGCACCUGAGGUCACUCCAAAGUCAACGCGUGCACCCGAGGUCACCUUCAACUUUCAAGGUCAACGCGUGCACCUGAGGACUAAGGCCACUCACUCCAAGGUCAACGUGUGCACCUAAUAUCGCGCUCAGGGACCAGACUUUGAUCAUGCCGGCGAGGGUGCCGGAAGAAACGACUGGGACACAGGCCGGGACACUGCUCUAGUUUGUUACCUAUAUGUUAGACGUGAGGACUGAUAGGCUCUCACGCCUAAGUUGGAGCGAAAUUGAGAUCUGAUCCGAUCUAGAUAAGAUCAGAAUGAUCAGAUCAGAUACGGCAAUGGCACUCAGGCUCAGCGCAUGGCCGAUUGGACGGCCCGUUCAUGUCUGACUCAUAUCGCCUGUCCUUAUGUUGUCUGAUUGACAGCAUGCGGGCGAAUGACCACACAUUGACGCUCAUAUUUUGUGUGUACCCCACCGACUGUGUGUAUGUAAGUACCGUAAUGUGUGUAAGUCAAGAUAUUUCUCUGACGUUGACCAUCUUGUAUAUGUAUGUGUGUAGAGAUGUUUCUUUGCGUUCCAUGUUGCAAUCAGGAGGUUGCAGACUCAAUGUAUCAAUGUACAAAUACCUACAGCUUUUCGUGAUAGAGAAAAGAGAGAAGCAAAAAAAAAAAACACUUGGAGAUGGUGAAGGGAGGGAUAAAGCGAGAAACGAACGGAAAG